Messenger RNA from Cannabis sativa, 1149 nucleotides. Its product is annotated as cytochrome b5. NCBI's taxonomy places the organism in Eukaryota, Viridiplantae, Streptophyta, Magnoliopsida, Rosales, Cannabaceae. Bases 346 to 750 code for a protein of 134 amino acids. The transcript is spliced from 3 exons. Gene Ontology annotation, molecular function: heme binding. Gene Ontology annotation, cellular component: intracellular membrane-bounded organelle; membrane. The record is from RefSeq and is a predicted model, not a curated record.
UAAUGCCAACCAACCAAUUCUGAGGUCUUGAAUUAGCCAACCAAAGUUUUCACCUUUAAGCUACUCUCUCUACCUACCUACCCUUUACCUGUCACCAAUUCCAAUUUAAUGACUCUCUCUCUCUCUCUCUCUCUCUCUCUCUCUCUCUCUCUCUCUCUCUCUCUUUCUUCACUCUCAAUCUCAUCAUAGCUUAAAACAAUCCUCUCUCUCUCUCUCUCACUCACUACUAUCAUUUACAGGUCUUCUGUGACUACCCCAUUGAGGUGAUUAGCCUUCCAAUCUGAUUUGAGCCAUACCCAUCUUCAUAUUCUCACUCCCCAACCUAAAAAUAGCCAGAAGAGCCAAAUGGGUAGUGAUGGAAAGGUCUUCACUUUGGCCCAAGUUUCUGAACACAGCACACCAAAGGACUGUUGGCUAAUCAUUAAUGGCAAGGUGUAUGAUGUGACAAAGUUUAUGGAGGACCACCCCGGUGGUGAUGAGGUUUUGUUGUCAGCAACUGGAAAGGAUGCAACAGAUGAUUUCGAGGAUGUUGGUCACAGCGAUAGUGCCAGAGACAUGAUGAACGAAUACUACGUAGGAGAGAUCGACGCCUCAACUAUCCCGAAGAAGGUCACAUAUACACCACCAAAACAGCCUUACUACAAUCAAGACAAGACAUCCGAGUUUAUAAUCAAACUUCUGCAGUUCUUAGUUCCCCUUGCAAUCUUGGGUAUAGCCGUUGGCAUUCGGUUUUACACCAAAGCAACCUAAGCUUCUAUCGAUCGACAUCAAUCUAGUUAGUGUUUGUUUGGUGGUUAAAAGCUGGCUAUUAUUUGAGACUGUGUAUCAUUAUAUCUGUAUUGUAUUUGUUGCUUGUUGAAAGUUGGGUGGGAUAAGAAAGAACUAAGCUAAGUGUAACUUUGUAUGUCUAUCCUUUUUCUUCUCUAGAAUAAUGAAAUUUUUAUGACCUUAACUUAAUUCAUCCUUAUUGAAAAAAAAAAAAAAAAGAGUAUAAAUGGAGACUAUAUGGUACUGUGUUCAUUUCUAAUGUCUAUCCUCUCACUCUUAAAAAAUUAGUCUAUAGGCUUGUUUGAAAAACAAUUUGGUCAAUACUACCAUUGAUGCUACAUUUGGUACCUUUGAAUAAGAAAUUUAUUUUAGUUUGACACA